GACUCAACUCUUGCGUUCCACCAUGGGCAAGACAACAAAGAAAUCGGCGAGAAAGUUUGCAUCCAGCGGAAAACUAAAGCAGACGAUAGAGGGUAGACGGAAGCACCAGCAGGCCAAGAAAAAGAUCCAGGGCAGACGAGGUGCUAAAGGAAAAGGGAAAGGCAAGGAACGAGAAACUGCAGUCGACAAUAUGCUGCUAGAGAUCAAGGAACCUAGCAAAAAGGCCAAGGCCAAUCCAAAGUGCGUGUGCUCUCGGUAUCGAUGUAAUUAUUCGCUGCCAACCUUGAACAGAGUAAAGUCGGUUGAUGACUUUCUCGGAGCCAAAUUCAUGGAAGACGACGACGAUUCAGAAGGUGAGGAGGACGAGGAGCAGCCAGAUUCUGAUGAGGUCGAAGACGAAGAAAGCAUCGCAGACGACCAAUCGUUUGCUUCCAUUGAUGAUUUGGAAGAUGAAGGCACAACACACAUCGCAGAAUUAUCCAAGCUAGCCGAGAAGGAUCCAGAGUUUUACAAGUACUUGCAAGAGAAUGACAAAGAGUUGUUGGAGUUCAACCCAAAUCAGUCAGACGAGGACGAGGACGAUGACGACGAGCAAGUCGACCAGGAUGGAGACACGCAAAUGGAUGACGAAAGUUUACCGAUACUCACGAACGAAAUCUUGCAAAGAUGGAAAAAGGCGCUACUAGAGCAUCGGUCUUUGCGUGCACUGCGAAGGCUUCUCAUCGCGUUCCGGUCGGCUGCACAUAUGAACGAGGAAGACCAGGUCCUUGCGUGGAGUAUUGACAGCUCGACUAUGUAUAGGAAGUUAAUCACUACGACCCUUCGUUUCACUCCUAUCGUUCUGGAACACCAUCUCCCAUACAAAAUUCUCCCAAGUGGAAAAUUCAAACCACCCACCCAAUCUCCAAAGCAGAAGACCAUACAGAAGCUCGUUCUCUCAUACUUCAAUAAUAUCAUUCACCUCAUCCCGCAGUUGACCGAUAACGAGAUGAUACAGCUUUCUUUAACAGAGAGUGCCAAAAUAUUGCCGUACACCAUCACCAGCCGGAAGUCAGUCAAGGCAUACCUAAAGAGAUGCUUGGAGCUUUGGUCCACUGCUGAAGAUAGUGUACGCAUAGCCGCGUUCCUUGCCAUCAGGAAGCUGGCGUCCUCGCAUGACGACACGAUCCUGGACAUCGUACUGAAGAGCACUUACCUUGAGCUUGUACGCUCGUCAAAGUCAACUAGUGUCCACAAGCUACCCUCUAUCAACCUCAUGAAAAAUUCUGCAUCGGAAUUGUUCUGCAUGGACCACGCAGCUGCAUACCAACACGCCUUUGGAUAUAUUCGACAGCUCGCCAUACACCUCCGAAACAGCAUGAAGACGAAGACGAAGGACGCAUAUAAACUGGUCUACAACUGGCAAUAUGUACAUUCCGUAGAUUUUUGGUCACUUGUGUUAGGGAGGGCAUGCAGCUUGGAAACGCAGAUCGAGCGGGGACAGGAAAGCGAGCUCAAACCCCUGAUAUAUCCUCUGGUGCAAGUGAGCUUGGGGGCUAUCAAGCUCGUAUCAAAUGCACGUUCGUUCCCGUUGCAUUUGCAUAUCAUUCGAUCCAUGCUCCAUUUAUCACGACACACCAAGACCUUCAUCCCUCUCCCUUCAUACAUAGUACCGAUAAUCACUUCUGCAUUGGCCUUCAAAAAACCGAAACCAUCGACACUUCGCCCUUUGGAUUUCGAUUCGAACAUCCGUGUGCCUUCACAGUAUCUUAAGACUCGUGUGUACAUCGAUGGCCUGGUAGAGGAGGGGACUUUCGUUCUCGCCGAGUGGUUAGCGAGUCCGCCCAUUCAAGGGAGCAUUGCAUUCCCAGAGAUUGCUUGUUCCCGUUGUUGUCACGCUGCGCAAGGGCCCUUAAGAGUAAAGGGGAUGGUUGAGCGCACCGAGGAGAGCGCAAAGUGGAUAGAACAGAAACGGAAAGGCGUUGGGUUUGCACCAGGGGAGAUGGCCGAGGUGGAGAGAUGGGAAUCGGCACUCAAGGUCAAUGAGUCGCCCUUAGCCAAGUACGUGAAGGUCCAACAGAAGGCAAGGGCGAAAAGGAAAACUUUGAUUGACAAGGUACGUUACAUGCCCUUACCCGACCUGGACCUCCCGUGUAUAACAAACGUGUUACGCUCGGUUCGCAGGCGGCCAAAGGCGAAGAUGAGAUCCUGGACGAUUAGAUGCCCGUUCGGAGUACCACGCAGCGGAGGCACUACUUGAUAGUUAAGUUAGUUUCUCCGUGAUGUGGGCCUGUGGCAGAGCGUUUGCUGUAACUCGGGAGGGAGUCUAACUGGAAUAAGC
Pisolithus orientalis is the source of this 2320-nucleotide messenger RNA. Its product is annotated as Noc2p family-domain-containing protein. The coding region runs from base 23 to 2239 and encodes 738 amino acids. Gene Ontology annotation, cellular component: nucleolus; Noc2p-Noc3p complex; nucleoplasm. The transcript is spliced from 12 exons. NCBI's taxonomy places the organism in Eukaryota, Fungi, Basidiomycota, Agaricomycetes, Boletales, Pisolithaceae. Gene Ontology annotation, biological process: ribosomal large subunit biogenesis. The record is from RefSeq and is a predicted model, not a curated record.